This is a messenger RNA of Nerophis ophidion (straightnose pipefish), 5786 nucleotides long. It is a transcript of the gene med1, whose product is annotated as mediator complex subunit 1. Gene Ontology annotation, biological process: regulation of transcription by RNA polymerase II; cellular response to thyroid hormone stimulus. The transcript is spliced from 16 exons. The record is from RefSeq and is a predicted model, not a curated record. NCBI's taxonomy places the organism in Eukaryota, Metazoa, Chordata, Actinopteri, Syngnathiformes, Syngnathidae. Gene Ontology annotation, cellular component: mediator complex. The coding region runs from base 42 to 5459 and encodes 1805 amino acids. Gene Ontology annotation, molecular function: nuclear thyroid hormone receptor binding; nuclear retinoic acid receptor binding; transcription coregulator activity.
CUACGGAAGCCGGGUGGCAGCGGGGAAGACGAGCUCGCACAAUGGCGGCGGGGCCUAGUGUGGCUAUGCAGGGAAGUCCCGCAACGGAACUUUCCCUCUCCGUUCCCCAAGGGGGGACCCAGUCCCACUUGGACCGGGUCAAAACGGAAGAGGUGACGGAAGCUGAGAAGCAGAGUCGCAUCACGGUCUUACUGGAGAGGCUUCACGCCAAACACAAUGCUGCCCGCCCGUGGCAGGAGACCUCGAAAGUUGUACGCCAGGCCAUGGAGAAACGCGGUAUGAUGAACGCUUCUGGUCACCAGCUGCUGCUCACUUGUUUGGAGACCCUGCAGAGGGCACUAAAAGUCUCAUCUUUACCCUCCAUGACAGAUCGUCUUGAGUCCAUCGCAAGACAAAACAUGCUGGGCUCCCACCUGAGCCCAUCUGGAACCGAGUGUUACAUCACCUCAGAUAUGUUUUACGUGGAGGUGCAGCUCGACAGCGCUGGUCAGCUUGUGGACGUCAAAGUUGCUCAUCAAAGAGAAAACCCAACGAGCUGCCCCGAGUUGAUUCAACAUCUAAGGGAGAAGAACUUUGAGGAGUUUUCCAAACAUCUUAAGGGACUUGUUGACCUUUACAAGCUUCCCGGAGACAAUAAAUUAAAAAGCAAGAUGUAUAUCGCGCUGCAGUCUCUGGAGCUCGAUCUCACUAAGAUGAUGCACAUGUUCCGGGUGGCAACCAAUGCUAAUACAGUGGAGACGAUUCUACAUGGUAGUGUGGGCCUGCUGACAGCCAGAAGUGGUGGCCAUCUUGUUUCCCUUCAGUGUUAUGUCUCCCCGUAUGACAUAUUUGAGGAGGUAAUGGGUGUCCACCCUAACUUGACAGACGCUAAUGUGCCACGCUCACUGGGUGUCAGCGUCUCGGUCACCAUCGAGGGGACGCCCAACACCUGCAAGCUUCCUAUUGCGCCACUUAUCACCGGCUCUCACCCAGUGGACAACAAAGGAACGCCUUCCUUUUCCACAGCGAACAACUCCAACUGUGUGGACCUGCCAGCUUGUUUUUUCCUCAAGAUGGACCGCCCCAUGCCUUUCUCCCUGUCCUUUAUUCAAAGACUGGGCAAUGCUACAGGUAUUCCCGUAUUUGAGAGCACCCCCAGCUUGUCCACCCUGUAUCAGCUAAUAGUCCAGAGCCAGCUGCAGCCCAUGGAGGAGGGGAGCACUACAUUGCCACCUUCACAUAACAUGCACUUCUACUCAGUGUUGCCAGACCAGCAGCACUGUUACUUUCUGAAUGGCGACGCCCCAGUGCAGGAUGGUCAUUCUCUCCAAGGCGCCUUGGUUACCAAGAUCCCCUUCCGCCACCCGGCUCAGGUGCCCCUCCUGCUGGACAUCAUCCGGCACCAAGCAGCCUUCAACACCUUGAUUGGCAGCUGUGUGAAGCGGGCUUCCAUUAAAGAAGACAAUGUAGGCCUUUUGCAGUUUGAGGUUUGUCCUCUGACGGACUCCAGCUUCAGCGUCUCUUUUCAACAUCCUGUCAAUGAAUCAUUAGUCUGUGUUGUAAUGGAUGUGAUAGAUUCCAGGCAGGUGUCCUGCAAACUAUACAAAGGACUGUCAGAUGCUCUGAUCUGUACUGAUGUAUUCAUUACCAAAGUGGUCCAAAGAUGUAUGUCCAUCCCUGUGACGAUGCGGGCCAUCCGGAGGAAAGCGGAGACUAUCCAGGCAGACACUCCAGCCCUCUCUCUGAUAGCACAGACUGUAGAGACCAUGGUGAAGAACAAUCCACCACCAUCUGGCAGUCCCACCUACAACAUGGCAAGCGGAGAAGUAGCAAACCCAAUGGGACUUUUGGGACUCACGGGCGGAAGCACACCUACUGGAGCAGGGCCCUCCGGUGGGUCCAAUUUUGCUGGUCAAAUCACGUCUCUCUUGGCGAUGUCUCGGAAUGAAAGACCGGUCCAAGGAGCAGACAGUCAAACUCAAGGCGGGAUGACCGGGCAGCAGCAGUUACAACAACAGCAGCAGCAGUUACAACAACAGCAGCAGCAGGGUCAAGGUCAUUCGGAUGACUUCAACAAAGUGACUCAGAACCCAAUCCUGACGAGUCUUCUCCAGAUAACGGGAAGUGUCGGUUCAAGUCCCAGCUCCCAGAACGCACCCCAGCCCCAUCAGACUCCGCCUCCGACGUCGUCACCCGCCAGCAACACUAAGAAUCAUCCCAUGUUGAUGAACUUGUUGAAAGACAACCCCUCGCAGGAUUUUGCCGCGUUGUACGGCUCCAGUCCCUUAGAGAGGCAGAAUUCGUCAUCAGGGUCACCUCGUACUGACAGCAUGGGUGGGGCUUGCCCUGCAGGUGGCACAAAAGGCAAGAAAAAGCGGCUUCGAGUGGGAGAAAAGGGUGCCGUGAUGCCUGGGACUCCUGGUGCAGGGGGAGCAGGAGGCGCUUUAGGCAUGAAACCUCAACAGGGCUCCUCAAUGUCGCAGCACCUUCAACACCACGCUGUCACACACGAGGAUGACUUCCACCGUGAACUUCUUUCUAUGGACGUCGAUGCAUCCCAGAACUCUAUCUUUGACGUUAACCUGGCAGGUGACGGCUUGGACACGCCCCACAGCAUCACUCCAGCUCCGAGCCAAUGCGGAACACCGCCCUCUGGGCCCAGCAUUUCUUAUCCGCCGUCUCACGUUCAGCCGCAGCAACAACCACCACCGGGUGUCGUACCGCCCCGCAUGGUGCGCCUCUCCAGCUCUGAUAGCAUCGGACCAGAUAUCACGGAAAUUUUGUCCGAUUUGCCAGAACAAACCGGCAAAACCAGCGGUGGAAAUCAGCAUCCUAUGGGUGGGGGUGUGGAUGAUGGAGGGCCACUGGGAACCCCCAUCCGUGACUCUUCAAGUUCAGGGCAAGGCAGUGCGGUGUUUGACUCGGCGGACAUCUUCAACACCAACAGCAACGAGAAUCCUUUUCCCGAUGCUGCUGACUUGAUUGCUGAGGCGGCCGCCACACCCACUAGCGACGCGUCCUCCACUAACUUUUUCCCCGAUGCUGCCGACUUCAACCCUGAUCUUCUGAGCUCAGGUCAUGGCUGCUUUGAGGACAGCUCACCAAGUGCAGAUGGAGAUCUGGACCUAGUCAAGGGCUUCGGCGGGAACAGUCAGCAAAAUACGCCAUCAGGUACACCCCAGAAUCCCACACCGCAUGGACAAAACACCCCUGAACCUUCGCUGAAAGACCCCUUUGAUAUGGGGAUAUUUUUCGUAGGCAACAGCGGCUCUGGUAAACCUCUUCUGGGACAAGCUCCUGAUCUGGGAGACACACAUGUGGGAGGCUCACAGAGCCCCCUCAUGAUGGGCUUGGGGCCGGCAUGUGUUGAUUUUAAAAGUACAGACUCCAAAGUCAAACAGCAGAGUCUCAUACGGCAAAAGGACGAGAACGGAGGCAGUGGGAGUAGCAGCUCUGGAAUGGGAAGCAUGUCAACGGAAGGCAAACAGGUCAAACGUAGCAGGACUCCAUCUAGUGAGGGCAAGUCCAAAGAUAAGCCCGCUAAGCGUAAAAAAAUGGACCCUGACGGGAAGUCGCCUUCCCACAGCUCAGGAGGACGACCGUACACACCUCCCAGUGGUGGCUCUGGCUCCGGCGGUUCCAAGUCUCCAGGGAGUUCCGGAUGUUCACAAACGCCACCCGGCGGCGCCACACCGCCCAUUCCCAAAAUUACAAUUCAGCUUCCUAAAGGGACGAUAACUGGUGGGAAAACCUCCCACAGCGGCUACACAUCUAGCAGCUCAGCGUCAGGCGGCACAGGAGGGGCAGGCGGGACCAGCAGCAGCAAAAGCCACCAUUCCCAUUCAUCUUCUGGGAAGAUCAAGUCCAAGGAAGGUUCCAUGACGCAAGGCAACAGCUCCAAGUCAACAAGUUCCGCAGGAAGUAGCGGAGGAUCAUCCCAGUCCAAAAGUUCCUCUCAGGGAUUGGGAGUUGGCAAACCGGGAUCUUCACCAAUCACCAAACAUGGACUCUCUGGUGCAGGAAGUAGCGGAGGUGGAAUUGGGAGCAGCAACAAGAUCAAAACUCAGGGCGGUAAGCCUCCCGGUUCGCUAAUGAAUCCCAACAUAAAGCCCAACAUCUCCCCUUCUCACUCCCGCUCCAGUAACUCAAGUGAGAAGUUGUCUUCCCCCAUGAAGAUCCAGCAGUCCCAGGUACCGGGAACACCGCCUUCUUUGAAGGCCAAAUCACCAAUGGGAGGCAGCUCUGGAGGGUCUAAGUCUUCUUCCAGUGGAGGUAUGAGCUCCCAGAAGCCAAUGACCUCCUCUGCUUCCACUUCUUCUUCCUCGUCGUCAUCCAUCUCGUCCUCGUCUUCAUCUGCUUCAAUGGGCUUCUCCGGAGGUUCCCAGUCUCAGUACGGGGGCAGUGGAGGUGGAGGAGGAGGAGGAGGAAGCGCAGGUGGGGGAAGUGGAGGAGGGGGAAGCAGCAGCGGUAGUGGCUCAGGUCAGAACAACGCCAACAACCCAAACGCCAAGGGAAAGUCUCCAAGUCGAAAUAAGAAACCCUCUCUGACCGCCGUCAUUGACAAACUGAAAAGUGUGGGCGGUGGAGGGGUGGGAGAGGAUGGUUGUGAAGUCGGACCACCUGGGGGCGGACCGGGUUCUGGUACCCCGGCUGGCAGUGGUCCCGGAAACGUCCCCAACGUUGGCCCUUCAAACCUAGGUGCAACAAAGCACGCAUCAUCCUCGCAAAGUGGCGACUACAAGCGGGAAAAGUCUGAUAAAGAAGGGAAAGCGAAGGUGUCCGUUUCCGGAGGUAGCAGCGGAGAUAAAAAGAUGAUGGACCCCAAAACAGGCGGUGUGAGCGGGACCGGCCUGGCCAAGAUCAUCAUCAGCAAACCCGAUGGUGGCUCGCCCAGCAUCAAGGCCAAAGUCACCUUGCAGAAAGGAGGCGAAGGCCCCGGCGACUCCAUGCGACCGCAGAUCUCCAGCCUCAAAGCGUCCCCCCUCUUUAGCGGCUCCACCCCCAAGCACGACCGCUCCUCGCCUAGCCACAGUCGCUCGCCAGGACACACCCCGCUCAACCACGACAGCGAGAGCGAAUCGGGCUGCAGCUCGGUGGCAGAGAAGUCCCACCAGAACAGCCCCAGCUCUGACGACGACCAGACGGUGCGACCGCUACCCGCCCAGGACUACAUGAGCUCCAUGCCGCUCAGCUCAGGGGAGAAACACAAGAAACACAAAAAGGAGAAGAAGAAGCAGAAGGAGAAGGAGCGAGAGAGGGAGCGAGAUCGGGAACGGGAGAAAGAGAAGAAGAAGUCCUCCAUGUCGGUGGGGCCAUCCUCGCAUUCAAUGAAGGCGGACAGCUGGUCCCGAUCCCCCAUCUCUGCUUCCGAAUCUUCUUUGUCUAUGCUUAGCUCGGAGCGGGCGUCCCGAUCCAGUCCCUUGUAUAUGAGAAACGAAGACGACGACCUCAUGGACUCAGCUCUCACUGGAAACCUUUAAGUGUUUUGUAUUCGUCUUUUAUUUUGUACUACAAGCAGUUUAACCUCAUAGAAACUCGUAUUUAUUUAUGGUCACAAAUUGAGUCAUCAUCGGCCUGUUUUAUCUGACCACCCAAGUGUUUGGAUUGGGAUGACAAGUAUUCACUCAUUUUAGGAUAACAGUAUAUCUUCACCGACCAUGUUGCCUCCAUUGUUAAAAAAAAAGAAUAGAAUAGUUUGAAAUGUAAAAAAUUGAUGAUUCAAUAUAGGUUUUGAUACAGUUGUGGGCGGAUGAGAAUACAUUUUGUAUUGUUUAUUUUAAUGAGUGCAUUAAAUGUCUUAACAUGAA